AUGGCGCGGAGAGAUGAAUCGGCAUGGUUCAUUGCCGCGUCUUCAGGGAAUCUUACAUCUCUCUGCAGGAUGAUUAACACACACAAACGGUCACGGAAUGAAAUAGGCGAAACGGCGCUCAUGACAGCGGUUCGUCAUAAUCAGCUUUUAGCCAUUCAACACCUUGUUCCCUAUGAGCAUUCAUGCAUGAAUCACGAGGACUUCACUGCACUAAUGAUAGCAGUCAUUGGCGGUAACCAACAGGCAGUUGAGAUCCUUUGUGAAUAUGAAUACACUAUUUCUACCAGGACGGGCCAAACUGCGCUUAUGCUCGCUGUUGUGAUGAAUAAUCAUCAAGCAAUUUCUUCCUUGGCCCCAUAUGCUACGGGGCUCCGCGACAACCUUGGACGAACAGCACUCAUGUAUGCAGCCUUCACUGGACUUACCCUAGCUGCACAGGAACUCAUUCCCUAUGAAGCUGGUUUUACUUCGCAAUUUGGCGAUACUGCACUUUCUAUUGCAAUGGAACGUGGACACAACCAUAUCGUCGAGUUGCUCCAAUCAUAUGAAGAAUCGCCUUGUUUUGAAACUAGAUGUAAGCAUGCAUCUUUGAAUGCAAAAAGAUUGAAUCCGGAAAGCGAGCUACUAAUGAGUCCUCCAGUCCCAGUCGUACAAUCAACUCCGCUCCCAACAGUCUCUCCCCAACAAGCAGCCGUUGAUCACCAACAAUCACCAAGGACAAGAUCCUCUGAUGAUACAGAUGUAAUAAAUGAUACUAUCAGCUCCUUAUUGGUCGAUGUUUUGAUGGACAGCAAUCCUUCUUCUCAGAACUUGGCUGAUAGUUCCUUCACUAUUUAUCCGGGAGAAGCGGCUAACAUUGUAGAUAUUGACGAACUGUCUAUUGAGCCACCGUCAAGUGGUACGUCCGAGGAAUAUCUUACACAGCAUGUUGCUAUUCCACUGGUUCAGCAAGAGACUGAUGUUCAACACACUAUGCAAACGGAUAUAGACUCACAGCAUAGUAAUGCCCACAGCAAUUCUCGAUUAGUUAUACGGCCAUGCAUUGUGCGUCGCCGCCGAAAACUCAUGAGACCACCCCGGGUUGCUUUGCCAGGCAGUCUCACGUUUGUAGCUGAUGUAUCUUAUACUUUGCUCAUGCGUGCAGUCAUAGCCAGAAAUAGUGAGUGGUUUAAGGCGCUUUGUCCGUACGAAGCGACAUUGCGUGAUUCACGAGGUAGAACCGCACUAAUGCACGCAUCGUACUCUAAUAAUAUUGAGGCUGCAGAAGAUCUUGUUCCUUUUGAGGUAGGUUUGACGGACGUACAGGGUCAAACAGCUUUACACUAUGCAGCGCAAAGGGGCCAUCUUGAGAUUGUAAAGCUUUUGCUACCAAAGGAAGGAUCCAUUGCAGACACCAAUGGCACAACACCACUCAUGCUGGCGGCACUUGCCAAACAUGGUCCCGUGGUAACUGCUCUUCUCGAACAUCAGGCAUGUGCUUGCGAUAGGAAUCAAACGACUGCACUGAUGCAUGCCGCUCAACGGGGCUACCUAGAUAUCACUAGAAUCCUUCUUCCACACGAAAGUAGGAUGUACAAUUUAGCUGGCGAAACUGCACUCAUGAUGGCGGCUCGCUUUGGAUUUGAUGGCAUCGUGGAUCUCUUAUUGGACCGCGAAGCAGGGAAUCAAAACAAUGAAGGAAUGACUGCACUUAUGUUUGCCUCCAAACAUGGCCAUGCAAGAACCGUCGCAAGAAUAGUGUCAUCGAGAAUGGAGCUAAGGAUGACUAAUUACGAUGGUAAGACAGCUCUGAUGCUUGCAGCCGAGCACAAUCAAAUUGAAGCAGCGUCAAUACUGGCGAAGCAUGAGGCUGAGCUUCGAACAUACGAUGACACAACCGCAUUAAUGAUUGCUGCCACAUUAGGCUACGUUAACGUUGUUCGUGUGCUGGCCCUUGCUGAGGCAGGGUCUAGAGACUUAGAGGGACGCACUGCAUUGAUGUGUGCAGCUAAGAAUAAUCACGUCAAUUGCGUAGAGAUACUUCUUAAUUGCCCACGCGAGAUAAACAAGCUCACAGAAGAUCACUUUAAUGCGUUGCACAUUGCAGUAAAGGCAGGAGCUAUUGACAGCGUGCUUCUUUUAUCCAGAUUUGAGCCACUUCUUCCAAAUGCAUAUGGCCAGACUCCACUCAUGUCGGCGGCAGGUAAUGGUCACGAAGAAAUCAUCGAGUUUUUAUUAAAGCAUAGCAAGAGUAGAGAGUGCGAUAUGUUGGGUCGCACGGCUUUAAUGUAUGCCGCGCAACAUGACCAAGUAAGAGCUGCCAAGAAGCUGAUUCCCCAUGAGAGCGGACUCAGAGACAAGUGCGGAAGAACAGCGCUGAUAUAUGCUAUUGAGUGCCGUAAUCGUCGUGUCAUUCCAUUUUUGCUGAGAGAAGCCUGGCUCAUUGACUUUCACGGUAAGACACCAUUGGAAUAUGCGUUAGAACAGGAGCUGUAUGAGUUUGUAGAUCCAAUAACGGAACAUGCUAUGCUUCCUUUUAAUGUUGCUAGUCCGGCCACUUUGAGUGUUGCUGUCAAAAUUCUUUAUGAAAAGAUUAGAGAAUGUGUUCGUACAUUCUAUCAGCAGCGCAUAGACUCUCAACGACGUAGAGAUGUUAACGACGAGAAUUGUGUUGCCAGAAACACAGACUUAUUAGAUCUUUAUCAACUGGAUUUUGUGACAGAUGCAGAAGCCCAGGCUGACAUUUUAGUUUUAGAUGAUCUGCUAGAAUCCAUGCUGGAUCUCCUUUUGGAGGAUGACACCUCUCCUAGUGACUCUAACAAUUCCGUUGUGCAGGCGCAGGCACAACGCAUCAAUAUAUAUGAGAUUGAUACCGAUGAAAAGCUCAUCGAGUUUUUGGUUGAAGGCAGGGGACUUUGCUGUGUUUGCAUGGCUCGACCGCCCUCCUUUAUUGGGGUUCCAUGCGGUCACGCACUUAUGUGUCACUCGUGCAUGGUCGCUUCCAUAAGCGCUUGUCCUUUCUGCAAGGCACAAAUAACAACAGUAGUAACACUUGAUAGUCCUGCUUCUGUAGUUUCCAGUUUUGCUGCACUCUCGGACGAGUCGCAAUACAUCAUCGAAGAAGAAGAGGGACACAUAGUUUACAGGCUAGGCGAGCAGUCAGACGAUAUCCUUGCAGAGGAAUGA
Molecule: messenger RNA, 3165 nt
Organism: Giardia duodenalis
Lineage: Eukaryota; Fornicata; Diplomonadida; Hexamitidae
Product: Ankyrin repeat protein 2
Exons: 1
Coding region: 1-3165 (1054 amino acids)
Molecular function (GO): protein binding
Source: RefSeq, a predicted model, not a curated record